Ananas comosus (pineapple) is the source of this 812-nucleotide messenger RNA. RefSeq names its product desiccation-related protein clone PCC27-04-like. NCBI's taxonomy places the organism in Eukaryota, Viridiplantae, Streptophyta, Magnoliopsida, Poales, Bromeliaceae. Gene Ontology annotation, biological process: response to water. The transcript is spliced from 2 exons. The coding region runs from base 119 to 601 and encodes 160 amino acids. The record is from RefSeq and is a predicted model, not a curated record.
AUGCAGUUAAUACAUAGUGCAAGUGUUCAUAUCGAUCUUACUUUGAAAGAGAUAAAUAGAGGGAGAGAGAGAGAGAGAGAGAGAGACAUAUAUAGAGAUCUAAUUUAAGGUAACAAUAAUGGCGCCGCAGUACAGCAACGAGAAUAAUGGCAGCAGGGUUCCGGUGGUGGUGGUGCAUCACGGGAACCUGACAACGUCGCAUGCCGACGGGCACGGCAGUCUGCUCCGGAAGGACCCUUACGGGACCCCCGUGGAAAGGGCGGCGGCGGUGGCGGCGGGCGCCGGGCAUGAGCACCGCCACGGCAUUCUGCACCGCUCCGGCAGCUCCAGCUCCAGCUCCAGCUCGUCAUCGUCAUCGUCGGAGGGCGGCGGGCAAGGCAGGGGAAGGAAGAAUAGCAGCCUGAAGAGCAAGAUCAAGGAGAAGCUGCCCGGAGGCCGCAAGAACGGCGUCGGACACGCCGCGAAGCCGAGCGGUGGCGUCGAACACACGGAGGCGUGGGGUACGACGACGACGACGACUACAGCGACCGCCAACGGAGGGCCUCGGGAGAAGAAGGGCUUCAUGGAGAAGAUCAAGGAGAAGCUCCCUGGCCACAACUGAAAACACACAUGAGAUCAGUAUAUGCAUGCGUAGUGCAUAUACAUAUCUAUAUGUAUCAGCUUAAUUAGUUUCCUGGAAUGUAGUAUAUAUAUGUAUGUUUGUGUGUGUGCAAUGGAAUAAAGUUGUAGUAAGUGUAAUGCAAUAAAGGAUGAGCGUUGUAGUAAUUAAAUGGCAAUAGAAAAUGACUCUCUUGGGUUGGUUUAUUGAGGAA